Molecule: messenger RNA, 225 nt
Organism: Linum trigynum
Lineage: Eukaryota; Viridiplantae; Streptophyta; Magnoliopsida; Malpighiales; Linaceae
Source: the annotation of a GenBank genome assembly
AUGUGUUUGGCCCUACCUCCAGUCAGGGCUGCAGCAAAAGGUGCGAAGAGGACCGAAGGCAAGAGAAGGCAAGAGAAGGCGAAGAAUGAUGAGAUGAUAAGAAUGCUGAAAAAAGAGCUAGUGCAGGUGAAGAAUGGAGUUCCUCAAAUUGUCGAGGACACAUUGAAGAGGCUAGGAGUUACUUUGCCAGAGUCCUCAAGUGUAAGUGUUUGUUACUAUUUUUGA